This is a messenger RNA of Diachasmimorpha longicaudata, 1113 nucleotides long. RefSeq lists its product as uncharacterized. Gene Ontology annotation, biological process: cardiolipin biosynthetic process; CDP-diacylglycerol biosynthetic process. Gene Ontology annotation, molecular function: phosphatidate cytidylyltransferase activity. Gene Ontology annotation, cellular component: mitochondrion. The record is from RefSeq and is a predicted model, not a curated record. The coding region runs from base 1 to 1113 and encodes 370 amino acids. The transcript has a single exon. Lineage: Eukaryota; Metazoa; Arthropoda; Insecta; Hymenoptera; Braconidae.
AUGGUGGAAAGGGUUGUGUCAUCACCGAUGAAGAAAAUCUUACGUGAUUUUCCCGGAAAUAUGAAAUUUUGUUUUGCUUAUGGUUCUGGUGCUAUGAAGCAAAAGACAGACCCCACUCGGAAUAUGUUAGAUCUCAUCUUCGUUGUCGCUAACUCCAAGCAAUGGCAUGCGGAAAAUCUGACGAGAAAUCCUCAUCAUUAUGCUCAACCACUUCGUUUUCUCGGUUGUAAUGCUGUGAAAAAUAUUCAAGAAUCAUGGCCAGCACAGAUUUACUACAACACCCUGAUAAAAUCCAGUGAAGGACGUUUGAUUAAAUAUGGCGUCGUAUCAGAGACAUCACUAGUUGCAGAUCUUCUCGACUGGAAUUUUCUGUACUUGGCAGGAAGGCUUCAUAAGCCUGUGGAGGUGCUGAUUGAGCCUGACGAGACAUCUCAACUGCGAGCAGCACUUGUUCAAAAUCUUCACUCAGCAGUUCAUGCUGCACUUCUUCUUCUUCCUGAGAACUUUACCAAAGUCGACUUCUUCAAAGUCAUCGCAGGAUUGUCUUACCAGGGGGACUUUAGGAUGAUAUUUGGAGAGGAUAAAUCCAAGAUUGAUAACAUUGUCGUGCCUCAGGUUGAUAAUUUUCGUGAGUUGUAUGCACCUGUCUUGAAGCACUUUGAUAAUUACAUCGAAAUACCUCAGGGUUUGGAUGCAUCAACAACUUGCAAUCAGGACACGAGUCCAACAGCUAGAGUUCAUCACUUGAAUCAAUUGCCGAGAAUUCCGCAGACGCAGUUGGUGAGAAUUUGGUCGAAAGGUCCUCGAUCUAAGGACACGGAGGAUUGUCUUCGUGCUAUUGCACAUGAUCCUGACUGCAGUUCAAUUCUCUCACAAGUACUUCAGGAUAUCGUUUGGAAGUCUAGUGUGGGUCAGAGUAUCAAGGGCAUUUGUACUGCUGGGAUUUUGAAGUCUGUUAAGUACAGUGCAGCUAAAAUUAUGAAAAUGAUUAACUCGGAAUCGCGGGAGAAGUCACAGAUGAUGAUUCCUAGACAGAAAACGCCAAAAGUGGACCAAAUUGUGCAUAAUGCUGUUAAAAACGAAGAAACAAAUAUUAAGUCUGAACAUAAAUGA